Messenger RNA from Arabidopsis lyrata subsp. lyrata, 1932 nucleotides. RefSeq names its product glucan endo-1,3-beta-glucosidase 12. Gene Ontology annotation, molecular function: hydrolase activity, hydrolyzing O-glycosyl compounds. Bases 327 to 1499 code for a protein of 390 amino acids. The transcript has 3 exons. Gene Ontology annotation, biological process: carbohydrate metabolic process. The record is from RefSeq and is a predicted model, not a curated record. Lineage: Eukaryota; Viridiplantae; Streptophyta; Magnoliopsida; Brassicales; Brassicaceae.
GUCAAACAAAGCAACCAACUUUGUUGUGCAUUGUUACCACUAGAGACACGUGUCGCAAUGUACGGUUUCUUAAAACAGAACAAUUCAACAUAUUCAACGGCAUUAUUUUCCAUACACCACUUUAUAGUAAGCAGCAAGAACAACACAACAGUCACUGUGUAACACUAAUCUUCCUUUUUCUUUUUUUUCCUUAAAAGUAAAAAAUAACAUUACUUUGAUUCUUCCUCUGUACUCUAGAAAAAACCUAUCUUUUAUAAACCUCUCAUGUGCUGAGAAAGAAACCAAGAACACAAGUAAAGAAGAAAAAAACCUGUGCCAAAGCCAAAAUGAGACAUCUUCUUUACAUUUUCUUCUUCAUUGCCUUUCUCGGUUUUGCAGGAGCUGGUCAAGAAUCAACACCCAUUAGAGCUCUAAAUCUCCAUCACAAUCUCCUUCAACUUCCUCAAACCACUGAUCUUGAUCUCGCUGUUUCUGUGAGUGACAACAAAACCAUUACUGAGAUUUCCUCAAGUAUCAUAAAAGCCGAAACUUGGCUUAAAACCCAUGUCCUCUCUCGUUACCCUUCCACAAAAAUCACCACCAUUGUUGUCUUUUUCCCUGAUUCUUGCCAAACCACACAAAACAAACCCACCUCUGAUCUGGUUCUUUCUUCUUUGAAAAACAUUUACCAUUCUCUUACAAGAUGGGGUCUUGAGAACAACAUCAAAGUCUCCUCUGGCUUCUCUUACAAUUGCUUAAACAACCCAAAAAUCUCAGAAAUGUUCAAACCUGUUCUUAUCUUCCUCAAAACCAUAAACUCAACUUUCACCAUAAACCCACCUCAAAACUUCCUUUCUUCACCUGAUAAUCAUCUUGAUUUGCUUCAUUCCGUUGAAAAGCUCGGAUCUUUGAGCUUCAACAAAGUCAAUUUCUUAAACCCUGAACCAGAACAAGAAUCUACAACGACGAUGACAAGAAGAAAUCUGAGAUCUUUAAUCAAUCUCUCCAGCAAAUUCACAAUCUCUUUCCCAACAUUACCAUCUCCAUCACCAGAAAACUCACCAAUUCACUCCUCAAUCGGAUCUCCAUCUCCACCUACUAUACCCUAUUUCUCAGAACCUUCACAAUCUCCGAUGCCCUCUCCUCCCCAAUUUCCACCGGAAUCAAAUCAAGGGAUCUCUCUUCCGCCGUGCCUUCCUUACCAUCCGGCGCCGUCACCGUCUCCUGUCAAGAAGAAGGACGUGGAAGGGCUAUGGUGCGUGGCGAAACCGAGUGUAGCGGCGGAGACAUUGCAACAAUCUCUGGACUUUGCGUGUGGACAAGGAGGAGCCAAUUGCGAUGAGAUUAAACCUCACGGGAUAUGUUACUAUCCAGACACAGUCAUGGCUCACGCAUCUUAUGCUUUCAACAGUUAUUGGCAAAAGACUAAACGUAACGGAGGUACUUGCUCUUUCGGUGGAACCGCCAUGCUUAUCACAACUGACCCAAGUUAUCAGCAUUGCCGGUUUGUUCUGAGUUGAGAUUUGUCAGCCAUUGAAGAUCUGGAGUUCUGGACUCUGAGAAACCCCGGAAACAAAGAAGAUAGAUGAUAUUAAUUAAGUAGUGAUCUAUAGUUUUGUUAAUUUUAUAAAUCAUGGUUUAUCAUUUAGGGUUCACUUUUAAUUAAUCCGUUCUUUGGCCCACUUGGUACUGUUAAUGGGCUUUGUUUUACCGAGACCGGAAUGGGCCUUAUUGUAGGGGAAACGGAAAAAAAUAAACAAAAACACGUAUCAGAGCCAGGUUUCGAUCCUGGGACCUGUGGGUUAUGGGCCCACCACGCUUCCGCUGCGCCACUCUGAUUUUGUUGACACGUUUAUAUCAACGUUUUAUAUAACCAUUAGUUAAACCUUGGCUCGUUUGUUAUGUUGAUGGGCUUUUGGUCCCAAGUGAUUACUGAUAGUGAUUUUUUUUUUU